Molecule: messenger RNA, 2651 nt
Organism: Thermothelomyces thermophilus ATCC 42464
Lineage: Eukaryota; Fungi; Ascomycota; Sordariomycetes; Sordariales; Chaetomiaceae
Exons: 2
Coding region: 224-2563 (779 amino acids)
Biological process (GO): ubiquitin-dependent protein catabolic process; positive regulation of proteasomal ubiquitin-dependent protein catabolic process; protein polyubiquitination
Cellular component (GO): ubiquitin ligase complex; cytoplasm
Molecular function (GO): ubiquitin conjugating enzyme binding; ubiquitin protein ligase activity; zinc ion binding
Source: RefSeq, a predicted model, not a curated record
ACAAGAUCAGCCAAGACUCUGGUUGGGCGACUACCCCCUGCCCCCCUGCCCACCUUUGUGACGGGCGAUCGUGCCCGAUAACGAUACGAUUUACAUGCCUUACAACACCGUCCGCGCCCGCGCCCGCUCCCCCACGCCAUCGCACCUGGUUCUUCUAGGUCAUGUCUCCCGAGACGGUGGCACGCACAAGCUCCUCCAAGACGGCCACAGAGGCGCCUCGACCAUGAGUCCCAUGGCCCGGCCCUCGCUGCUCCUGGACGAGCCGGUCGCAGGUUGGAAGCUCCAGCUGCCCGAACUCGCAGAUGCCGACUACGUCCGCGAGGUCCUGGCCCGGUCCGACGGCGCGACCGAGGCCGACAUCGAGCACGAGUUGGUGUCCAAGGCCGCCGCCCUGCGCAUCGAGCUGCCCGCGUCAGCGUUUCCGUUUCCGGAUCCGCAAGAGCGCUCGCACGAGCCGCGGGCGCCCGGCGUGCAGCAGCAGCAGCAGAACAGCGCGGCCUCGACGGGCUCGGACGGCGGCAGCGCAGAUUGUUCCGCGACGCUGCAGAUCUCGGACCGUGGGGCGGCGAGUCCCGGUACACCAGCAACAGCAACAAUAACAAGGGAAACAACAAUGACAAGGGAAGCAACGGCAACGAGAAGGCGGUCGAGGAGCCUCAGCUUCUCCCAGUACGAGAGGUACAUCAGCCAGGUCGAUCCCGCGCUCGAACAGUCAAAGUUCCAGAAAUCGGAGCCGGCCGGGGGCAUCGCUGCGAAACCGAGCGGGAAGAAGGGUGUCAGGGGUAUCACUCGCAGCAUCACGGCCAGGUUGAGGAGGAGAAAGCCGAGCCCGGAUCAGCCAAUGCCUUGUAUUUGCUGUCGCGAGGACUUCCUUGUCGGCAACACGGCCCUGCACACGAUACCUUGCGGUCAUUGCUACUGCCGCGACUGCCUUACCAUCAUGGUCGAGCAGUCCAUGCUGGACGAGUCCAAGAUGCCGCCGCGGUGUUGCACCCAGCCGAUCCCCGCCGCCAUCAUCAAGACGGUCCUCCCGAGGGAGAAGCAGCAGCUCUUCCUCAAGGCGGUGGUGCAGUACAGCACGCCCUGGGAGGCGCGCGUCUUCUGCCCAAACACUUCGUGCGGCGAGUUCAUCCCGCCCGCGAGCAAGCCCGACACCAAGCACCCGUUCGAGACGCUCUGCCAGUCGUGCCAGACGCGCGUCUGCACCAUGUGCAAGCGCAGCGCCCACCAGCUGGGCCAGGACUGCCCCGAGGACAAGGAAAGCGACGCGGUGCUCCGCAUGGGCGAGCGGUCCGGCUGGCGCCGCUGCUACAAGUGCCGGUCCCUGGUCGAGCUGGCCCAGGGGUGCACCCACAUCACGUGCCGGUGCAAGGCGCAGUUCUGCUACAUCUGCGGCGCCGUCUGGGACCCUGCCGUCGGCUGCCCCAACUUCUGCAACGGCGAGGAGGAGAUGGAGCGCCGCCGCGUGGAGGAGGAGGCCCGGCGGGCCGAGCUCGAGGCCGAGAAGGAGGCGCGCCAGAGGGAGGCCGAGGCCGAGGAGAGGGAGAAGGAGGACGCCGAGAGGCGGACGCGCGAGAGCCCCGAGUUCCGGGCGCUCAGGGCGGAGCAGGAGGCCGAGAGGGCCCGGUUCGGAGCCUACGAGCGGAGGGUGAAGGAGGCCCUGCGGGCGCGGCAGCAGCGCAGGAAGGUCGCCCUGGCCGACAAGUUCUCGGACCUGAUGGACCGCAUGCGCGAGCGGCACGCCAAGACGGAGCAGCACCUCGAGGACCUCCAGGUCAUGGCCGAGAUCGAGCUGCAGGCCAGCCUGGAAGAGAAGCGGAAGAGGGUCCAGAUCAAGCUCCGCCACAUGGAAGACUACUGCGCAGGCAAGAUCGCGGCCUCCGGCAACGACGGCAACGACGGCAACGACGAAUCAUCCCCGUCAUUAUCAUCACCACAAUCACCACAAUCACCACAUCCAUCACCACCAACAGCACCACCAUCAUCAUCAUCAUUACCUUCAUCACCAUCAUCACCAUCAUCACCAUCGCCACCAUCGCCACAAGAACAACAACACCAAGCCCACCAAACCCAGGCGGCGCCCCCACCAGACGCCGGCAGCAGCAGCAGCAGCAGCAGCCGUCGCAGCAUGCCCCAGCGCAAGGUCACGGAGCGCGACCUGGAGCAGCUGCGGCAGCAGUACAGCCUGCGCGACGGCAUGGAGCGGCGGCACCGGUCGCAGAUCAACGGCCUGCGCGAGAAGCAGGCCAGGAGCAUGGAGGAGCUGGUGGGGCGGCACGAGCGGGAGCGCGAGGCGCUGGCCGACCGCCGCGCCGAGGAGGUCGAGGACCUCGCGGUCCGCUUCGCCAACGAGGAGGACGCCCUCCUGCGCACCCUCGCCGACCGCCGCGCCCGCCUCGCCCGCCGCUGGCUCCUCGCCGCCGAGGUCCUCCGCGCCGAGCUCGAGGCCCGCCACCGCCGCAGGUUCGCCCCCAUGCCCGUCACCCCCUGGCCGGACGAGGAGGAGGAGGAGGAGGAGGAGGAGGAGCCUCGCCGCAUGGCCGUGGAAGUGGGUUGCGCGUAAUCACUCACCGUUCCAUUUUUUCAAUUCCUGUUCUCUUCUCUUCUCUUCUGCUCUCUUCUCUUUUAGCCUUUUUUCUUCAAUCUCAUCU